Mastomys coucha (southern multimammate mouse) is the source of this 4886-nucleotide messenger RNA. RefSeq names its product ER membrane protein complex subunit 1 (gene Emc1). NCBI's taxonomy places the organism in Eukaryota, Metazoa, Chordata, Mammalia, Rodentia, Muridae. Gene Ontology annotation, biological process: protein folding in endoplasmic reticulum. The record is from RefSeq and is a predicted model, not a curated record. The transcript is spliced from 24 exons. Gene Ontology annotation, molecular function: protein binding. Gene Ontology annotation, cellular component: EMC complex. The coding region runs from base 20 to 3010 and encodes 996 amino acids.
CGGUGCUUAGGCAUCCAUCAUGGCGGCCGCUGUGGCCUCCCGGUUCUGGCUCUGUGCUGUGCUGCUUGUCCCUGCGGCCGCGGUCUACGAAGACCAAGUGGGCAAGUUUGACUGGAGACAGCAGUAUGUUGGGAAGAUCAAGUUUGCUUCCUUGGAGUUUUCCCCUGGAUCCAAGAAGUUGGUUGUGGCUACAGAGAAGAAUGUGAUUGCAGCGUUAAAUUCUCGGACUGGAGAGAUCUUGUGGCGCCAUGUCGACAAGGGCACAGCAGAAGGGGCUGUGGAUGCCAUGCUGGUCCAUGGACAAGAUGCAAUCACUGUAUCCAAUGGAGGGCGCAUCAUGCGUUCUUGGGAGACUAACAUCGGGGGCCUGAACUGGGAGAUAACUCUGGACAGUGGCAGUUUCCAGGCACUGGGGCUGGUGGGCUUUCAGGAGUCAGUGAGGUACAUUGCAGUUCUGAAGAAGACGACCCUCACCCUCCAUCACCUCUCCAGUGGGCACCUCAAGUGGGCAGAGCAUUUGCCAGAAAGUGACAGCAUCCUCUACCAGAUGGUGUAUUCCUAUGGCUCCGGGGUGGUGUGGGCCCUUGGCAUCGUUCCCUUCAGCCAUGUGAACAUCGUCAAGUUUAACGUGGAGGAUGGAGAGAUUGUGCAGCAGGUCAGGGUUUGGACUCCAUGGCUGCAGCACCUCACUGGGGCCUGUGGUGUGGUAGAUGAGGCUGUCCUGGUAUGCCCUGACCCCAGCUCACACUCGCUCCACACUUUGGCCCUGGAGACAGAGUGGGAACUGCGACAGAUCCCCCUGCAGUCUCCUGACUUAGAAUUUGGAAGUGGAUUCCAGCCCCAAGUGCUGCCCACACAGCCCAGCCCAGUCGCUCCUUCUCGGGCCCAGUUCUUCCUGCAGUUUUCCCCGGGCCACUAUGCUCUACUGCACUACCACCACGGUGCCGUGACUCUGCUCAAAAACUUCCCUCAGGCCACGCUCGUCAGCUUCGCCACUACCGGGGAGAAGACAGUGGCUGCAGUCAUGACCUGUCGGACUGAAGUGCAAAAACCUGUCAGUGCUGGAGAUGGGUCUGUGGCAAGCUUUCUUGAGACAUCUGGUGCACAGGACUCUCUGGCUUGCUUCAACCAGACCUACACCAUUAACCUGUACUUAGUGGAGACAGGUCGGCGGCUACUAGACACUUCGAUUUCCUUCAGCCUGGAGCAGAAGGGCACUCGCCCUGAGCAGCUGUACAUCCAGGUGUUCUUGAAGAAGGAUGACUCGGUGGGCUACCGGGCCUUGGUGCAGACACAGGACCAUCUGCAGCUAUUCCUGCAGCAGCUUGCUGGGAAGGUGGUCUUGUGGAGCCGAGAGGAGUCCCUGGCAGAAGUUGUGUGCCUGGAGAUGGUGGAUCUCCCCCUGACUGGAGCACAGGCUGAGUUGGAAGGAGAAUUUGGCAAGAAGGCAGCGAUUCAAGAUGGCUUGCUGGGGAUGUUCCUGAAACGUCUGUCGUCCCAGCUCAUCCUGCUUCAGGCUUGGACUUCCCACCUCUGGAAACUGUUCUAUGAUGCUCGGAAGCCCCGAAGCCAGAUUAAGAAUGAGAUCAACAUCGACACAUUGGCUAGAGAUGAGUUCAACCUGCAGAAAAUGAUGGUGAUGGUAACAGCCUCAGGCAAGCUCUUUGGCAUUGAGAGCAGCUCUGGCACCAUUCUGUGGAAACAGUACCUGCCCAAUGUUAAGCCAGACUCCUCCUUUAAGCUGAUGGUCCAGAGGACUACUGCCCAUUUCCCCCACCCACCCCAGUGCACUCUUCUGGUGAAGGACAAGGAAACAGGAAUGAGCUCUCUGUUUGUCUUCAACCCCAUUUUUGGCAAGUGGAGCCAGGUAGCUCCCCCAGUGCUGAAGCGCCCCAUCUUGCAGUCACUGCUUCUCCCAGUCAUGGAUCAAGACUAUGCCAAGGUGUUGCUCUUGGUGGAUGAUGAAUACAAGGUCACAGCUUUCCCGGCUACCCGGAAUGUCUUGCGACAGCUGCAUGAACUUGCCCCCUCCAUCUUCUUCUACUUGGUGGAUGCAGAGCAGGGGCGGCUCAGCGGGUAUCGGCUUCGCAAGGAUCUCACUACAGACCUGAGUUGGGAGCUGACCAUUCCCCCAGAAGUGCAGCGGGUCGUCAAGGUGAAGGGGAAGCGCAGCAGCGAGCACGUGCACUCCCAGGGCCGGGUGAUGGGGGAUCGAAGUGUGCUCUAUAAGAGUCUGAACCCCAACUUGCUGGCUGUGGUGACAGAGAGCACGGAUGUCCACCACGAGCGCACAUUUAUUGGCAUCUUCCUCAUUGAUGGUGUCACUGGCCGCAUCAUCCACUCCUCCGUGCAGAAGAAGGCCAGGGGCCCAGUCCACCUUGUGCAUUCAGAGAACUGGGUGGUGUACCAGUAUUGGAAUUCUAAGGCUCGGCGCAAUGAGCUGACGGCCCUAGAGCUCUACGAGGGCACUGAGCAGUACAAUGCCACUGCCUUUAGCUCCCUAGACCGACCCCAGCUGCCCCAGGUCCUCCAGCAGUCCUACAUCUUCCCCUCCUCCAUCAGUGCCAUGGAAGCUACCAUCACGGAGAGGGGCAUCACCAGCCGGCAUUUGCUCAUUGGGCUGCCUUCUGGAGCAAUCCUUUCCCUCCCCAAGGCCUUGCUGGAUCCCCGGCGCCCAGAGAUUCCAACAGAACAAAGCAGAGAAGAGAACCUGAUCCCGUAUUCUCCAGAUGUUCAGGUCCACGCAGAACGAUUCAUCAACUAUAACCAGACAGUCUCUCGAAUGCGAGGCAUCUAUACAGCGCCCUCAGGCCUGGAGUCCACUUGUUUGGUUGUGGCCUACGGUCUGGAUAUUUACCAAACUCGAGUUUACCCAUCCAAGCAGUUUGAUGUCCUAAAAGAUGACUAUGACUAUGUGCUUAUCAGCAGUGUCCUUUUUGGCCUGGUUUUUGCCACCAUGAUCACAAAGAGGCUGGCACAGGUGAAACUCCUCAAUCGAGCCUGGCGGUAAAAUGGGAGCAUCCUGCCAGAGUGGAGCCUCGGGGAAGAGGGACAGCUAAGGAGAUACAGCCAUGGACUGUUGGAUCCUUGAGGUUGAGUUGGGUUCUUGUCUCACUUAAGUCUGGGAGAAGAUGCACCUUCAUGUAGAACUGCUUCGGGAAUACGGUGAUGGACAGCCCUAGUGGGUCAGAUGCCCACCUACGUGAGGAUCUCCAUGCAUUCUAUCCACUGGGAAUACUGUGAUGAGCAGUCCUUGUGGGUCAGAUGCCCAACUCAGCGAGGCUCUCCAUGCAUUUGACCCACUGUUUCCCUCAUGUGCUCACCCAUGGAUGCUGUGGGGUUUUGGUUUUUGUUUUCUUUUUGUUUUUUCUUUUCAUGAGACCUCUGGUUUUUUUCUUCUAAGGCUGUUUAAGGCUUUUCUUCUAAGGCUUCUAUGUUUCCAGUCUUACUAGAAAUACUCUGACACCUUAUUCUCUGUCUCUUGCUUUCAAGCCUGAUGGGUCAGCUCUGCCUUUAAGAUGUGCUUGGCUGCCUGACUGAUGGGGUGGAUGCGGGAGCCAUUCUUAGCCAAGGUCCGAGGACUUCUCUCUGAAGACAAGUUGAGGGAUUUAUACAUGGAGGAUCCCUAAUUUUAACCAAGCUUUCAUUCCAUGCCACCAUUUAUAUGUUUGGACUACCAUUUUCUUAAGCCUAUCAAAGCCAAGCACAUAACAGUAAUUUGGUUUUUCACCCACAAAGCUAUAGCAAGGCUAAAACCUUUAAUCCUUUUCUUUCUUUCUUUUUUGUUUUUGUUUUUGGAGACAGGGUUUAUCUGUAUAACUCUGGGUGUCCUGGAACUCUCUCUGCAGACCAGGCUGGUCUUGAAUUCACAGAGAUCUUCCUGCCUCUGCUUCCUGAGUGCUGGGAUCAAAGGUGUGUGCUACCACCUGCCUUAGGGUUAAGGCCUUUUAAAACUACCAGAUUGUCUGAGCCUUGGUGAGAUCUUGAGGUCCCAGUACAUCAUACCUCAUUGUCCCUACAGGCCCCUCUAGGCAUCCUAGAGCACAGAUGGAAGAAAGGGUCUUUGUUAAAACCUUAUUUAUUCUUUUUUUUUUUUUUUUUUUUUUUUUUUUUUUUUGAGACAGAGUUUGGCUCAGUAGCCCAGGCUGGCCUCAAACUUAUAAUCCUCCUGCCUUAGCCUCCCAGUGUUGGGACUACAGUUGUUUGUUUGCCAUCAUGCUUGGUAGUGGGCAAGUUUUAAAUUUCAUUGGUCUACUUUUCUAUGUGGCUUUAGGGAUAGAAUUCAAGGUCUCUUAUGCUAGGCAAGUUUUUUGCACUGAGCUCUCCAUAAUGUGAUCCAUGAAGGCUAUUAUGUUUCUUAAGUAGUUUUAAAAUUUUAAAGUUUUUGAGGACCUGCAAGGAGGCUGCUGGGACUCAAUCCCAGGGCCUCAUAUGUGUUAGUGCACACUCUAUUUCUACUACUGAGCUGGAGCCUCAACACAUCUAACCUUUUUACUUAUUUUGAGACAGGGUCUCACCAUGUAGCCCUGGCUGGGCUAGAAUUAACUAUGUAGACCAAGGUUGGGCUCCUGUGUGGUAUGUGUGCAUUCCUGUCUGGCUUUCUGUGUGGUGUGUAUGUGCAUUCCUGCCUGGGUUUCUGUGCGGGGUGUGUGUGCAUUCCUGUGUGGGGUGUGUGUGCAUUCCUGUUUGGGCUUCUGUGUGGGUUGUGUGUAUGUGUAUGUGUGUGUGCAUGUGCCUGAGUGCAUACUCCCGUCUGGGCUUCUGUAUGCUGCACAGAAAGAAUCCCAAGUUUUACCUUGCUUGUGAACUUGGGGGCUGAUUGUUCUUUUGAGAAGGGAAGGCAGGGAGCUGACCACGCCCCCGGAAUAAAGCUGGUGAUCAUCUGC